Molecule: messenger RNA, 5292 nt
Organism: Lates calcarifer (barramundi perch)
Lineage: Eukaryota; Metazoa; Chordata; Actinopteri; Centropomidae
Gene: tmem39a
Product: transmembrane protein 39A
Exons: 9
Coding region: 672-2153 (493 amino acids)
Biological process (GO): negative regulation of autophagosome assembly; negative regulation of autophagosome maturation
Cellular component (GO): endoplasmic reticulum membrane
Source: RefSeq, a predicted model, not a curated record
UGAAAUUAGUUAACCUUGAUGGAUGCGAUUUUUUUUCCAUUACUCAAUAUUCCAUUACUUUGACGAUUAAUGAAGUUCAUUAAUAAUUAAAGUGCUCAAUAAUAACAUUAUUGACAGCGCAGUAAAUUCAUGAAUAUUAUAAUUUAUGAGUACAGUUAAUCAUGAAUAUAAUCGGUAAUAAAAUAAUUGGUUAAAGUUGGUGGCAGCAGCACUGACUUCAGAUCAGCCGUUUGUUUUGUCAAACUGCGACUGUGCAGUUUCAUUUAAGUCGCGCAUUGAUGACGUAGAGGGCAGAGGAGGUGCGGGUUUGCCACGUCGGUCUCUGUGCAACGCAUUGACACUGUUGCUCCUCCAGCCCGGGGGGUAACUUUUAAACCCGUUUUAUGCUCUCAGUCGGGGACAACGCCACCCUCCAGCAUCGCCGGUGCCGUCUUUGCUCGUCGCCACGCCACUGCAGCCGGGGAUAGUGAAGCUGUGAGGCGGAGAAAUGCUCGGCGUGUCGCGGACUCGUCUCACAACUGACUGAUGCAUCCUCGUCCAGAUCACUCCUCCGUGUGUUAUCGAUGUUGUUGGCCUGUCUGUACAUGGUUGCUCAUUGAGAGGAAGGGGAGGAGUCCCAGCGGCUGUUGGUUGGUGGGCGGCGUCCGUGGUUGCCGUGGUAACUGGCGACCAUGCCAGGAGGUCGCAGGGGCCCAAGCAGACAGCAGCUAAGUCGCUCUGCUCUGCCGUCCCUGCAGACUCUGGUUGGAGGCAACCUUGGCAAUGGUACAGGCCUCAGGAACAGGAGCAGUAACUCUGUGGGUCUGUCUGCCCCGCCUCUCUCUGCCCUCAUUACUCCGGAGCCAGUCCGCCACUCAAGGAUCCCUGAGCUGCCGUUAGACAGCAGCCUGCUGUUUGAGUUCCUGCUCUUUCUUUAUUUGCUGGUGGCCUUGUUUGUCCAGUACAUCAACAUCUACAGGACGGUCUGGUGGUACCCAUACAGCAACCCUGCUGCCUCUACCUCGCUUAACUUUCAUCUAAUGGACUACCACCUGGCUAUCUUCAUCACAGUCAUGUUGGCCAGGAGGCUUGUUUGGACUAUAGUUUCAGAGGUGUCUCAGAGCAGUGGAGGAUCAGUGCUUCGCUACGUGGUCCUCAUUGCAGCUCGGCUCUGCCUGCUGACCAUGUGUGGCUGGGUGCUCUGCUGGACGCUGGUCAACCUCUGCAAGAACCACUCUGUGCUCAACCUCCUCUUCCUGGGAUACCCAUUUGGUGUGUACGUCCCGCUCUGCUGUUUCCAUCAGGAGGGUGGGAAAAGCCAAACAGCGCCAGCUGACUGCGAUUACCCAGCCGACCACCAGCAGACCGACUUAACAGAGACCCCGUUCUUUCGGCCACGUGACUUCCUCUUCCUUUUACGAGAGAACCUCAGAGAGCAGUUUUCCAGCCCCCCACACAUGCCCACCCACACCUGCCCACCACAUACACAUUCGCACACACCGGAGUUGAUUCGAGCUGAGGUGGAGGAGCUCAAGAGCGACUUCAACCGUCGAAUCAAGGAAGUGCUGUUCAACUCGCUGUUCAGUGCUUACUAUGUAGCCUUCCUGCCUCUCUGCUUUGUCAAGAGCACACAGUACUAUGAUAUGCGCUGGUCAUGUGAGCAUCUGAUCAUGGUGUGGAUCAAUGCAUUUGUGAUGUUGAUGAGUCAGCUGCUGCCUCCCAGUUACUGCGACCUGCUUCAUCGUUCGGCGGCUCACCUGGGCCGCUGGCAGAAACUGGAGCACGGCUCAUACAGUAACGCACCUCAGCAUAUGUGGUCAGAAAGCACUAUUUGGCCCCAGGGGGUGCUGGUACGACACAGUCGAUGUCUAUAUAAGGCAGUCGGACCCUAUAAUGUUGCUCUACCCUCUGAUGUUUCCCAUGCAAGGUUUUAUUUCCUGUUUCACAAGCCAUUGCGGAUCCUAAACCUGCUGAUCUGGAUCGAGUCAAGUGUGGUUUUGUACCAGCUAUACUCUCUGCUGCGCUCUGAGCGCUGGAAUCACACUUUGUCUCUGGGUCUUAUUCUCUUCUGCAACUAUUAUGUCCUUUUUAAACUGCUCCGAGACCGCAUUGUGCUGGGCAAAGCCUACUCCUACCCUCUGUCCUCCAGCAGUUUGGGGCUUAAGUCGCAGUAAAGGCUCCGCACAGUGAGACCUCACCUAUGAACUCUGGAUCUGGAGGGGAAAUGGGUGGAGGUCUGGUAAAGCGGAAUACCAGAGGGUUGUUUAGCGCUCACGCUUGGAGGUUAUGGGACAGACUGUGAACUCAUAAUUGUGUUUUGAUACGGUUCUAUUUUUAAUGCAAUGUUUAUAUAUACCUAUUUAAAAGAAUAUUUUUAUUUUGUAUACUAUUUCGAGUUACGCCGGGCAUUACCACGCUGACAACGUUAGCAUGUUGUGUUAUGUUAUUGAUAGGUGACAGGGAAGUCAGGGAAUGCCAGGAGGUGACUUUUCACCAAAGAUAUUUUAAGUGCAGGUGGCCAAUCACAGAGCAUACUUGGCCUCUGAGGGUCAGUUAAACUAGAUGAGCGAUUCAGAGCAGUGGAAGGAGUUGUGCUUGAGAUCGUGAAUCCUGAUUGGCCUAUGUUCUGCUUCAACCUUGAGGCUCCCAAAUCUUAAAUCUGGAACCAGUUGCUGUCUGGGGUAGCAGGAUGAUUCGAUCAUUACAGCAGCGCUGCAGCAAUUAAUGCUUUUGUCACUACUCUUAAAGAAAUAGUUCCACAUUUUGGAAAAUACCCUUAUUCACUUUUGGUUGUAAAAUGAGAAGAUUGAUACCGCUCACACGUCUGCCCUGUAAAUAUGAAACUAGCCAAAGCUUGAAGAUUGGAAAUGGGGAAACAGCUAGACUUCCUCUAUCCAGUGGUAACAAAAUCCACCUUCCAGUACCUCUAAAACUCACUAAUUAACACGUUAUAUCUCCUUUGUUUAACUUGAACAAAAGCUGAAGUGUAAUGACAAUUCACCAUUUUACAGGGUGUUGCUAUUGUGCUUGGCAACGUCAGCAGAGACUCCAGGAAGUUUUUCACUGACCAGGAAAUAGUCUAGCACACAACCCACCAUAAAACAGCACAUUGUCAUUUUUAGACCCCAGCUUUUGUGCAGAUUAAACAAACAAGAUAUAAUGUUUUAUUCUGCAAGUUUUAGAGAUGCAGAUUAUAUAACAGCUGGAUAAAGCCAGGCUAGCUGUUUCCCUAUUUCCACUCUUUAUGCUAAGCUAAGCUCACUCGCUAGAUGUUUGUAACUUCGUCUUUACCAUGCUGACAUGAGGUAUCAAUUUUACUCAUCCAACUCCCUACCAGAAUGAGAAUAAGUGAAUUUCCCCAAAUGUUCAGCUGUUCAAAGAGCCUGUGUGUGGAUUUUUACCACAAUGUGAAAUAAAACUUGAUUGACUUGAGGAUCAGUCUGUAAGUAAAACACCUUAGGUACUCCUGUCCACUGCCUCUGCAGAGAAUGCUGUAUUCUUCCUCAUUCACCUUUCUUACUUUUUAUCAGUAUCUGCUUCACAUCGUUGGCCAUCUGGGUGGGUGGGCUGUUACAGCACCAACUUUCAUGAGGCUGCCAACAGGUGAGAAAUGAUUGACAUACUAUUGGAGUGUUUUUUCCCCUAUCUGCCUUGGUUGUGGUUACUUAAAAAGUAUACAAUUUGGAAGGCUGCUGCUGUAACCAGGUCAUUAUGAAAGUCAAAACUCUUACAGAUGUCUGAUUUGACAUGCUGAAAUCUUCUUGCUAUGAUAUAGCAUUUGACUCAUUUGUGUUCUUAAAAGCCAUUCAGACACUUUUAUUUUUGUUUUUAAUUUUUUAGAUUUGGUUCCUUAUACCAUAAUGGGAGUAAGGACCAUAUCACAUCACAUCUACCUAUGUGUGGCAGAUAACAGAAUGAAUGUGGCUAAUAAAAGUUGGUACGUUCCAGGAUCUGACCUUUCUCCCACUGCAAAUACGUCAUUGUCAUCACGCUCUUAUAUGGAUUUGACAGCAGAGUAUGUUUAAUGGUGACAUUUCCAUGGGGGAUGUUGCAAAAUCAAAGGGUGAAGACAGCUGGAGAGGAAAAAGUGCUAUGUGUCACCUCAUUACCAGUUCAUGUAUUUUCAGUUACCGGAACGGUGUUACAAACAGGUUGCCUUGCGUGUUGUUGCCUUUCUCUGAAGUUACAUUUGGUGUACAUCCUUUUACUCUCAAGUGGGUUCCUGCUUAUGCGCCUCCGCUCCCUUCACCGGCUCUAAUCUGCAAGCAGUGCAUAGCUUUGAGGAGUAUUAAGUAUUCGCUCAUUGGCUGUCCAGUUUUCAGAUAGAAAUCAAUACAGCUUGAACAGCAAAGCGUUUCCAUUGGGGUGCAAAGUGUUGAGAAUCCGUAUUUCCUGUGCUGUCGUGAAUUUCACAUUGACUGCUUCAGUCAAGUUUCAGGUUGAGUGUAAAUGAGGUGGAAGAAGCUGCUUUUGAGAUGAACCAGUGUGUACAUCUUAAUCACAGAAGUAGUGUGAGGACUCUGAUUAAACCCAAAUGUCAGUCAUGUGCCCAUCAUUCUGCUUUGUCUGCAAACUCGGCCUUUAAAUCAGCUUUCUGGUGCUUCUGUUCUGUUUGCAGUCAUUUUCCACUUGAAUGUAGCAACUUUUGCAACUGAAUGGUGCUGUUGAGUUGAAUUGGCAUGUUUUUGUAAUUGGUAGAGAUAGCCUUCAAUUGAGCACCGUCACUUAAAUAUCAGUUUUGAGUGGGUGUUGUAUUAUGUCAUCUUCAACUUGCUCUCAUCUCAGUAAUACAGAAAGGAGACCGUUGAGAGAUUUGCUUUAAAUUCUGCUUCUAUGUCAGUUUGUACUUGCACUUGUUUUUACUCAGACACAAACACACAUUCUGUCUGCUUUGUUUGGUGAAACCUAUAAGAUCACAGCUGAAGAAGAGAAUUGAGGAGUGAGAUUCGGAACGAUGAUGAUGUAUAAUAGAUAUACAUUAUCUCCUGACCACAUUGCCAUAAAGUGUACUUUAUCAUCCUCUGGCCUACAUGACAUUUGAAGAAAGGAUAAAAGUAAAAUUGAUGGUGACGAUGUCAAUCUGUUUCCCCUUUACUAUAAAAAUUGUUGUAUUGAGUCGCAGAGUUUGUUUUCUAUGUGCCAUAUCCCAGGAUUCAGACUCCUGGUUGAACUUGUUGAACGUGUUGGUACUGGAGAAGUCAUAGGAGCUGGUCCUCAUAUUUCGGCUUUUUACAGUGUUCAGUUUCCCCACAGCAUUUCUGAAAAUGCUUUUUGACAUCUGAAAUAAAACAAAUGAUGUUUAAAUCAAGAUAA